Messenger RNA from Spinacia oleracea (spinach), 2023 nucleotides. RefSeq lists its product as uncharacterized. The coding region runs from base 104 to 1963 and encodes 619 amino acids. Gene Ontology annotation, biological process: proteolysis. The transcript is spliced from 10 exons. The record is from RefSeq and is a predicted model, not a curated record. Lineage: Eukaryota; Viridiplantae; Streptophyta; Magnoliopsida; Caryophyllales; Amaranthaceae. Gene Ontology annotation, molecular function: cysteine-type peptidase activity.
GAAGUUUAGAUCAGUAGAGUGGAUCUUGGCUCAUCAAGUUAAAAACAAAGAGGGAAAGUGGGAAGUUGACCCGAAUGAUAAAGAAGCCGUAAAUAUUGCUAAGAUGGCUUUGGAGUACAUAGAAGAAGAGGGAAAAGGAAAUAUUUCAUUCACCCAGGGAGAAGAUGCCCUCACCAAGGCUAUGGGAAAAAAGGAUCACCGUGGGCGUGUCAAGGCAACAGGUGGAGUUAAUGUCGGUUACAAAGUUGCUUUCGGUCCAAUAGACCGAAGUAGUAGAUGUGGCCAUAUUGAACCAUCACCGGAGGCUAUCGAAUCAAUCAGAGCUUCGGUGAGAAGGGAGUUUGAAGAUCAAUUAGAGAGAAAGGUGGCGGAGGCCCUCCAAAACCAACUAGCCACAUUGAAAGCAACCGGUCAACUACACACCCUCUCUACCCCCGCACUUGAUUCUGCUCUUGUAAGUGAUGAGUUUGAUGUUAACCGUGCACUCGUAACCUGUUGUCCGAGUUCAUCGCAGCAACCACGCGAGCUGAAGGCCAUAACUCCAUGUCGUCUUGCCCUUGAGGAUAAAGUUUUGGGUAACAAAGUGAUAGUGGCAGAUGGUAUGGCGUACCCAUUGGAUGGUUCGUUGCACCAACACUUUAGAUCGAUGAAGCCUAGUCAUUAUAAGGUCCAAGUUGAUUGUAUUUACGACGGACAUGAUGAUGACACUCUUCCGGUACCUACUGGAGAUGGAUUCAAUAACUUAGGCAGGGCUCUUGCUAGUUUUGUGCAAUGGCCAAUUCACUUGGUGAUUUUCGAAGAAGACGAGGAGUACUCUACUCCACGCCCAACAAAGAAGUCCAGGAGUCAGAUUUUUGAAGAGGUGGUUGGUAGCUCCAAAGAGAAGAAAAACGAAUUAAUUGUCAAAGAGAAGACAACAGAAUUAGUUGUCAAAGAUAAGACAACAGAAUUAAUUGUCAAAGAGAAGGCAACACUUGAUUUAGGGUCCAAAGAGAAGACAACACUGAAGUUAACGGCCAAGGGAAAUUCAUGCUCAAAUAAGUUGGAGUCGAAAUCGAAGUCGAAGAACUCUAAGACGGCCAAAGAGAUGGUAGGUAGUUGUGAUCGUAAAACUGAAGAAUCAGCCGCCAAAAGUAAGAAGCAAAAUUUGGCAGACGACACAAUUCAAGGUCUUGGCCCAUCAUGCAAUUAUUUGAAGUUUAUCAUCAAUACGGCGCCCGGUGAUGUAUAUAAAAAUACUUCAAUCCCAUUGCCCGCUUCGGUUUGGCAUUAUGACGAAGAUCGACAAACUUAUGUAAAUGAGGUUGACGUUGAAGAGUUCCUUAGAGGGGCGUGCCUCAACAUUUCAGUGAUCCAAGUCUAUAUGAUGUGUUUAUUCCACGAACACACCUUUGCAUUUGACAACUCUCAGAUUGGGUGUGUUUGUCCCGAGGCAAUGUCAAGCUCUAGAAUCAAGGCCAACCCUCAGGCUGCAUCAAUGUAUUUGAAAGUAGUUUUCAAUGCUGAAAUUGAAAAGGAGAAGAAGGGUGAUCCUAACAUUACCAAGUGGUUUUUGAUCCCAUACCAUCAAGAAAAUCAUUGGAUUUUGUACGUGUUAGACCUACGUAGAGGUUGUGCGUAUAUUUUCGACUCUGCGAUAGGUUCCAACCGAGAAAAUAGUGCAUGGGGAAUCUUGUGUUUGGCAUACCAAGUGUACAAGUUUAAUGAUGGGAUUUGUCCGAAUAGAGCGACUAUGCAGGGGUUGAAAGGCUUCCAUGUAAAGUGUGCUCAACAAGUCGGCGCCCGCGAGUGUGGCUAUUACGUUAUGAAGUUCAUGCAUGAAAUAGUCACGUUACACCAUAACACUGAUGAGCGGUUAGACAAUGCUUACACUCCAAGAAAUGCGCCUUAUACCGAUGAGGAAAUAGAUGUGGUUCGUGAGCAAUGGGCUAAGUUUUUUACAACCGAGUAUUUAUUUACUUAGGUUGUUUAGACACAAAGAUGGAAGCGUUUAUAUCUUCAUGGAUUUGGUAAAGUUCUUUAA